GUGAGCCAGGGCAUCGUAUGUAAUGUAAACAUUGUGGUCAGGAGGAAUGCAUUUGGACAGUAGGUGGUAGGUGCUCGAGGAUAUUAUCAUGAGCGGUGAUACUGAUAACGUGGCGGGCCCGCGCCUCAGUCUGCGACGCGAGAGCGCGCGGAGCGGUCGCGUGCUACGUGUGUGUCGGCCGAGUGACGCGCGGAGCUGUGUUCGCGCUCGCGUACGCGCCGCAUUCCAUCGUGGGAGCCCUUCGCCGCCAUUGGCCGAUCCCGCGUGACGUCACCCUCGUAAUGAGGUAUUCAACAUGGCCGUGUAGCUAGUUCGCGAGUGUGCUUCGUUAUUCGUUUGAAUGGAUUUAAUCAGUGAAAUAUGCCAAGGAGACGAAACGGUGAGAUACCCUUGCCCGACGGAUGGGAUUACGCGAGGGACUUUGAUGGAAAACUGUAUUUCAUCGACCAUAACAGUAGAAAAACGACGUGGAUCGACCCGCGAGACAGAUACACAAAGCCCCAAACUUUCGCGGACUGCAUCGGCAAUGAACUGCCCCUGGGCUGGGAGGAAGCAUACGAUCCACAAAUCGGCCCGUAUUACAUCAAUCAUGUCAAUCAGGUGACGCAGCUUGAAGACCCUCGGCUAGAAUGGCUGGGCAUCCAGGAGGCGAUGCUGAGGGACUACCUCCACACCGCUCAGGAGGCUCUAGAGGCAAAGCGGGAGAUGUACGAUGUGAAAAAGCAGAGGCUGUGUCUGGCGCAGGAUGAGUACAAGCAUCUGAACAACGCGCUAUCUACCCUUGCCGCGUCUCGGACUAGCUUAUGCUCGUCGACGACAUCCGUGACUACGACAUCAACGACGUCACGUCAUGACCCGGAGUUGCUGCGUUCUGAGGUGACGCAGGCGCGCGGGCGGGUUGCGCAACUCAGGAAGGAGCUGCGACAGGCGAGAGCUGAGGUUGCGAGCGCAAGACGAGGAGUUGAUACUCUUGUUGAAGUCGAACAAAAGUUGAGCGCUAACCAGGGAUGUUAUAACAUCACCGAAGCUCAGGCGAUAAUGACUGAGCUGAAGAACAUCCAGAAAUCUCUUACGUCAGGGGAAAAGGAGAGAGCAGACCUCAUGCAAUCACUCGCCAAGCUAAAGGAUGACUUAACAAGGCUGCAAUUAGCAGACGCCUCUCCCGACCUUUCAACAUUAAGUUUGCCCCAAGAAAAACUAAGCACUGCCUCCCAAACAGAUCUUUGUGCGGACUUAGUCCCAAUCGGAACUAGAUUAGCAGAAAUGGCGCGGGUUCGCCUUCAAUAUGACGACGCUAGGAAAAGAAUACAACAAAUUCAGCAACAAUUAGCCGAUUUAGAAGACAAAGUCCAACCGGGACAAGCCGAAUCAGACAAAGAUCGACUCUUACUAUUCCAAGAAAAGGAACAGCUUUUAAGGGAGCUAAGGAGUAAAACUCCAAGAACGAGAUCGAAACAGGAGAUGAGCGAUAUACAAUCCGAAUGCAAGAGAUUAGAGCAGGACUUGAAAAAUGCAUUCGAAAUGUCCAAUAAGUGUAUAGCAGAUAGAUUGAGGCUACAUGAAGAGAAACAAUUGUUGUUACAGCAGUUGAAAGAUGCUUUGACGUCUAUGACGACGCUAGAAGGGCAAUUGAAGACGUUGUCAGCGUCUACCUUGUCUGUAUCGAGCAGUUCGAGUUUAGGGUCUCUUUCUACUGCGAGUAGUAAAGGAUCUUUGAGCUCGGGUAUAAGCUUUACUGAUAUCUACGGCGGGCCGCAGAUAGCCAGUACGUUUCAAGCGGACAAACCUAUUGAUAUGGUGGAUCUUCAUAGACGAGUCGAACGGUUACUUCGAGGAGCCAGUUUCAACGCGGACAGUGCAACGCCCGGUACAAGCAGUUCUCCUUCUCAGCCUUCUCUAUCGCCGAGAAGCAGUCUAUCGUCCUCUAGUCCACCACCUCCCCCACCUUCUUAUAGCCAGGUGGAAAGACAAAGGCGACAGCAGAGGGAACUGGAAGAAAAGCUAGCAGAAAUGAGGAUAGGUGUCGCGACAGGGUUGAACGAAGUCACUGGACUAGCAACCAUCCCCGUACAACUUCAAGGCCCUGGUCGGCCGUGCGAGCCUCUCUCUCCAAUCUCCGAAACGCCACCUCCACCGCUCUCACCAAGAACUCCCUCAUCUAGUGGUACAAAUACUAGAUCGGUGUCGGCAGCAGUGAGCGACGAAUCGGUGGCGGGCGACUCCGGCGUGUUCGAGGCCGCGCAGGCCGGGGAUGCUUCCAACGCUGUGAACAGUGCCCAAAUUGAGAUCAAAUUGCGUUAUUGUUCCGACGAGAGCGCGUUAGAAAUUGGCAUCCUGAGGGCGCGUAACCUUCACGCCUUGUACAUCGAUAUGGGGACUGAAGUGGCAGUCCGUGGGGCGCUAGUAGUUGGCGGAGGUGGCGGGGUCGCCUUCAGUACAACGGCGCUGGCGUGGCGCGGCGCAACUCUGUUGUGGAGAAAGAAUCAAAGGGCUUCGUUAGGUCCAAGGGCUCUCAGAGCCGCUACCUUGCAGCUGAAUUUGGCUGCCGGAGCUGAGUGUUUGGGUUGUGCACAAGUUAGUUUGGCGGAUUUCGACCCGGAGAAUGUGUCCCAGAAGUGGUACAAUGUGCUGAGCUUCAGAAGUAUGAGAAGGGAUGAAAGUUCUGAUGAAUCUACCGUCAUAUCUUCGCAGACGUCUACUCUCACUAGGAAUAGAGGUCCUGAGAGUAUGACGGGUGCGGAGUGCAACGUGGACUGUGGAGACAAUUCAGCUUCCGAAGACGAGGAGUCCAGAGAACCACUAAAUCAGAUAGUAGAAGAGGACUCAUUCGAAGACUACAUUCCUGAAGAGGACAUACCCUUAGAAGAUGAGUACUUACAUCCCCCCACCGCGGAAAAAGAGACCAACACCGAAUGUAACUUCUGUCCAGAAGGGAGACAACUGCAUAGAAGGAAAAGUCAACAAGUUAGCUCAAACCCCGAAGAGUCGUUAGCGACUAUAAAACGAUCUCAGACGUUCUCACCGCAACCUCAGGGCAUCGGCAAAGGGCAAUACAUUUGCAGACUAAAUCGUUCGGAGUCUGAUUCCUCGAUGGCGCAGUACGCGAGACGGGUGACGUUACAGCCUCCACCUGUGGGCAUUCCCUUCGACAGGAGUGUUCGAGAGAGGAGGUCCUUGAGAUGGGGCCGCGGUCGAGGCGUCGCUGCCCGCCGGGCGCCUACCACGCGGUCCAAGUCAGCAAGAACCUCCCUCGACUUGUCUCUGGACUUGAGGGCGCAGCACACUCGCCUGGCUGACCUGAGGCAGGAGAUCUCUCAUCUCACGCAGCUAAAAAAGAGAUUAGAAGAAGCCUGUGCUCGAGGCGACCCAGCAGUAGCCGCGUGGGUGGCUGAAGACGAAACUCUUCGGCGACUCAUUUCAGCACCAGCGGAAUCCGGAGACAGGGUUUCCAGACUCUUCCACCGUACUUGUCGAGAGAUCUACCGCCUGAGGAAGUCCAGACAGGGAGGCAGGAAACCGGAUCUGGUCACCUUCAAAGAAAAGAUGGCAUUCUUCACUCGCCAAAAAUCGACAGUGCCACUACCAGACGAAGAAGGCGACCUUUCCGAGGAUGACUGGGAAGAGCUGGAGGAAAGGCGUACCCCAGAUGGCCGCUCCUCAAAAACCUCAUACGAGCUCCGCAACCCAGGGACCAGCCAAGAACCGAUAGUGGAAUGCAAGAACCCGUGCAUCCCUGAACCAUGCUAUGAGAACUUGCCCGUGAAGAAGGAAGAAGAUGAGGAGAAGACUGAGGAUGUGAGUUAUGAUUUUGUUGUGGACAGAGUUCUGGGUGUUCAGGUCUAAAUGGGAAUGGGUGAUUUUGACUCGGCUGUACUCAAACUGUAAAUGUUAAAAAUGUACUGUAAAUGUUAAAAAUGUACUGUAAAUGUUAAAAAUCUAUUUUUGAUUUGAUAUUCCCCUUUGCUCUUUAAAUAUUCUUGGUACUUUUGAACACAUACCAGUUUUACGGAUAGAUUGCUCUAUCUAAAUUUU
Messenger RNA from Maniola jurtina (meadow brown), 4032 nucleotides. It is a transcript of the gene kibra, whose product is annotated as protein kibra. Gene Ontology annotation, molecular function: kinase binding; molecular adaptor activity. Gene Ontology annotation, biological process: negative regulation of organ growth; regulation of hippo signaling; regulation of DNA-templated transcription. Gene Ontology annotation, cellular component: cytoplasm. The record is from RefSeq and is a predicted model, not a curated record. Bases 361 to 3843 code for a protein of 1160 amino acids. Lineage: Eukaryota; Metazoa; Arthropoda; Insecta; Lepidoptera; Nymphalidae. The transcript is spliced from 20 exons.